Messenger RNA from Hermetia illucens (black soldier fly), 959 nucleotides. RefSeq lists its product as uncharacterized. The record is from RefSeq and is a predicted model, not a curated record. Gene Ontology annotation, molecular function: chitin binding. Bases 3 to 881 code for a protein of 292 amino acids. The transcript has 2 exons. Gene Ontology annotation, cellular component: extracellular region. Lineage: Eukaryota; Metazoa; Arthropoda; Insecta; Diptera; Stratiomyidae.
AAAUGUCGACCAUGUCUGUAGGGAAGCAAAUACUACUCUUUUUGGGUCUGUUGCAAGGGUGUCUCGCGACUGAUUGUGCAACACGCAAAAAGUGGGGCUACGUUUGCAAGAGCGACUGUUCGGAGUUAUAUUUUUGCACGCAAAAUGGAGGUAAUUGGAGGAAGAAUUUAGUAGAAGUAUGUGACUCAAAAAAGUGUAGUGAAACUGAGGGAAAAUGUAUAGAAUCUGAUUUUUGUUCACUUGGGAAUCCAUCUGACUUCGAGUGCUCUUCGGAAGGAAUCUUUCCAAGUCCUUUUGAUUGUGGAAAGUACUAUACUUGUGAUAACAAUUUGAACGCAACUGAGCAAAAUUGUCCAUCGUCGAAAGGUUACUCAGCGGCAACCCAAAAGUGUUCGAUUGACCUAACUGACCCUCAGUGUCAGUACAGACCUGAAUGUAAUAACAAAUUUGACAACGGAGCCUGGCAAGGGGAUGAAAAUAUAUUUUAUCUUUGUGCUGAGGGCACUUCAGGUUCAUUGAAAAUCGAACUAUAUCGCUGCCCGGGAGGUCAGAUAUUCAGAGACGGAAACUGUAUCAAUGUUCCACCAAGUUAUUCAAAUGCUGGAGCAGAUAACAACUCUCAAGGAAUGGUAAACUCAUCACAAGCAAUAGAGCCAGAAAACACUCAAAGUUCUGAAAAACCAGGGAACUCAGAAUUAUCUUCAAAUCUGGUAAAACCCGAGGCACCAUGUCGGAGGAAGGGCCUAAUGGAACAUCAUCUGGACUGCACGAAAUAUGUUUACUGCGAUCAUGAGUUCAACAAGAUAGAGUACUCUUGUCCUGAAAAAACAUAUUAUGAUAAAUUUCUACGACGCUGCUUACGGGGGACGUGUGAAAAUUAAGAUAUUCUACCAAAUUAUGAUAUCUAUGGUUACAUUGUUUUCAGUUAAAUGUUAUUCCGCCUAAGAUUUUGUCAAUGU